Messenger RNA from Saccostrea cuccullata (small rock oyster), 3321 nucleotides. RefSeq lists its product as uncharacterized. NCBI's taxonomy places the organism in Eukaryota, Metazoa, Mollusca, Bivalvia, Ostreida, Ostreidae. The transcript has 5 exons. The record is from RefSeq and is a predicted model, not a curated record. The coding region runs from base 52 to 2844 and encodes 930 amino acids.
AAGAAGGACAGAAAAUUUUGCAGGCUACAUCUGGUGAUUCAGCCAAUCUGGAUGUCAGACAGAGAGAAUAAUCAACUGGACAAGGAUAUUUCGCUCAAUUUUUCUCCUUCGCCAGAAAAUUUUUCCCAGCAGCCGUGCAAAUUUUGUCAUCAGUAUCACAAACUUCCUGAAAAUUUGAAAAGGAAGUUCGAAAACCAGUGCGACGAAAAAUGUUUUAAUCAACUAAAUUCUCGGUGGAUUAAGUUGACGAAAAAUGAAGUACACCAUGAAAACGUCGAAUUUAGCGUUCUUUAUCGGGGAAUUCAGGCUAUAAACGACUUAAUAUUGAAACAAAUUGAGAGGGCCUUACAAUUUGACUGCAUAUUGAAAGAUUCUAAAUUACAUGAGGAAAUAACAUUCACACCAACAAAAACAACGCAGAUUAAACGAACAGAACCGAUCCAGAAGGGGAAGUUUACAGAAGAGGACCACUCAGAGGAACAGAAGUCGUCAGAAAGUGAGAGAUUUAAGGAUAAGGGAUUCACAAGAAAAGCACGGAGAGGAUACUCGAGGAGAAGGGGAGAUGAAAGUGGUGUUAGGGAUGUUAGGGAUCAGGCCAAGCCGAGCCUGGAGGUGAGCCACACGGUCACCGAGUCCCAUCAGCUACUGCACGUCAAGACUAUCAUUGGACUGCUCCAUUCUAUUAUUGACAUCAUUCUCUUUACCAUGUCAGGCUCACUUGUCUUUGACCUGAAUGACGCGGAUAUUUGGAAAGGUUUUACAAAUAGAUGCAAAGAACUAGAGUCUCAGCUUGGAAUUCUAACAAACAAUUUUUUGGAAAAGAAAAUCUCGGAAAAAAUGGCGAGAAAAAAGAAACGUGAAGAGGACGUGCUGGGAUUGAUAGAAUCGCUGGAAAAUCGUCCGACCCGCUCUAAAGUGAAGCGACUCCACAAAGCCACACAGAUCCUGGUGGAAAAUGAGCGACAGAUUGGACUGAUCCAGGGGGAGAUAAUCUUUAUUAAGGACAUCACACUUAUCUCCCAGUCCCUCCGAGACCUCUUCACUUUCAUGGAGGGCGAGUUAUCCAGGAGUGGAAGAAGAGUUUCUAAACAUAGAGCCAUUAAAGGCGAAAAAGAUGAGAGAAGGGUGGCUAUGGAAGUAAAAGAUGACGCCGACAAGAGUCGGGCUAUAGCAACGGAAAAGUCAGGAAUGUCAGAAAAGCUGGGGCCCAGUGGAGAGAAAAAGACUGGAGAAGAAAAAGUUGGUCAAGCUGAAGGGACAUCAAAAGAUGCAAAAUUAUCAAAGAAAGAUGCUGGCGAAGGGAAAGCAAGGGAGGAAAAACCGUCUGAAAAGGGUGAAAAGGGGGCAUCCGGGGGAGUGGAUGACGUCAAAGAUCAAGUGGUCAAAGCCUUACAGGGGAAAGUGGGAGAGCUGGGUGACCAGUUAGGAGGGCACGUCAAGCAGAUCGGGGGACAAGUCUUCCAGGGUCUGCUGCAGAAAGCCAAGGACAUGACCAAUCUGAAUAUCAACAACGGGACAACCGACACGACCGAUGGUUCCUCCGAGAAUCUGCACGUGGAUUCGACGUGUUACGUCGUCCACAGUGUUUCUAACGACUCAGAUGACAGUGGUAGCCCAGUGCCGACGGGAAAUUCACGAAUCCUCCAUUUAAUGAGAAGCAUGAGAAGAUCCUGUAGACCUAGGUUGAAUGAGGAGAGACGUUCGCCAUACACACGAAGAGUGGAUCAAGACGGCGACAGUCAAUCUACGAAAACCUCCUCAGAGUCUGAAUCGUAUUCAGAUCAGCGGGACAUCAAGCCAUCCAAAGAAUCAGAUUCUGAAGAUACGGGGACUUUUGUAAAACCACGUGUAGGCAAACCACUUCGACGCCAUGCUGAAGUUUCCUAUUCUGUCACAGAUGCCGAGAACACAGGGGAAACUACUAAAAUUAGUGAACCGAAGUUAUCUCCCUGUAUAAAGAAAGGAACUCAAGUAAAAAGUACAAAAUAUUUAGAUGAGAGUGAAGUUUCUUCUUCUGAUACCAAGGUUUUGGACUCCGAAAACAUAGAUGUUACAGAAUCUAGCUCAAAUAUUUCACCACGUCUUAAAAAGGGAAAACAAAGAUUGAGAUGGUGGAGGAACAAUGACACAAAAGACUAUGAGAGUGAUACUUCGCCGUCCUAUGAAUACCAUAGUCGUCCAAAAGCAGGAGGUCAGAAAAUAGAUAUAGGCGGCCCUAAGUUAUCACUUAGAAUAGGAGAUGUUGGGGUCAAAUUUUCGCCUGAAGGACGACUAUUACCUCAAAUAAGAGGUGUUUCUGUUCAGAAAAGGACUAAGAGAGCAAAGGGUCAAGACCUUGGGGACGUGACCCGUGAACGUGCUGCUGCUGGAAGUGGAAUGUUCUCUCGCCUAAAAAAGCUGUCAUUUUACGAGAAACCGGAGAUUGAAAACAAAAUGGUAUUUGUGGAGGAAGGUGAUGAUUCAAGCUUGAGUGAUGAUGAGGCGAUUGUGUCUGGUUCCGAUGACGUCAUCGAGUUUGUGACGUCCUCUCGGAGUAGCGAAUCAGACGCAAAGAAAUCGCAGUCAGAUACCAGUGUUUACACAAAACCAGCGUUCUAUGAUAAAUCGGUUGGAUCAGAAAAUAAGGAGACUAUGUCGGAAUCCACUCAAGUAAUCCUCGAGGAACCCAUUGUUAACCGUGUUAAGAGAAUUGCAGAAAAGACCGCCAAAUAUACAUUUUCAGCUAUUUCUAUCGGUCUGGGUUCCUGGUCUAUUCGCUAUUCGUAUAAAUGUUACACUGAGUGCAGGGUUGACUGUUUUGAUAUGUCAAUGUAUGAGAAAUUAUUGGAACUAAGACAUGUAUGAAUUUAGUUUGAACAUAUAUGAUUUUGAGCACUAUAGAACAUACAGGUCAGAUCUAUUAUUGAAUUCACUCAGGCCUGUAGAAAGUAAAGAAGACGAGACGGUCUGAAUGAUAUUGUAGUAACCUGGAGUCAUCUGGGUCAGGUCAUGAUUUAGAUAUCUGUAGUUAACUAUUAAAGGGAAAUGCAGUCAUUACAUGGACAAUGAUUUUAUGUGUAUGAAUUAAAUUCAAACAUAGGACAUGAGUACAUCUUGAGUUCAGACUCAAAUUUUUCUAAGUAUUGAAAAGGGAAUUCGUUCAAAUGGUGUAAUUUUAUUCACUCAAAUUUCCAUAAGUGCAUGAUAACUCAAAGAUACAUUGCUUUUAAUUCAAUGUACAUUACUUCAUGUUAAACUUGAGACUUUAAACCAUUCAGAUUUUUUUGUCUUCUUGUGUAACUGCUUAUCAGUAAAAAUAACAAAUUGAAAUCAUUGUGUUAA